CAAUGCUUAGUGAAGUAAUAAUAGAUAAUUAUAUGCAGUGGGUUGUGCAGAUAACAUCUUUAAAUUAUGGCAUCUGAAGUAUUGGAGAGAAAUGACUUCAACCAAUCAGAUAUGUUCACUGUAACCAGCAGUUAACAUUGUCCAAUAGAAUGACUGCAUUCAAGAUUUUAAACAGGGGGUUCCUAAUACAUUUUUAUACAUUGCUCAGUACAAAAACUGGGUGCAUUGGUAAUGUUAACAACAAGUUCAUACAGAAUCCAAACGGAUAUUCUUAUGGUGCUCUGAGAGUUGAAUUGUGAACACAAUUUCAGUAUUGGAAAGGACAUAUCAAGCCUUGUCUUACACCUUAUCCAAGUGACUUACCAGGUAGAUUCUGUGACAAGACUUUUAUACCACCAAUUAAGUUCUUACUGCACUCAGUAAAAAUGUGCACAGGAGAGAGACCUUACAAGUGUAAAUUCUGUGACAAAACUUUAACUCAAAAAGGCCAUUGCAUUGUGCAUGAAAGAAUUCAUACUGGAGACAAACCUUACAAGUGUAGAUUCUGUGACAAAACUUUUAUAGACAAAACAAAUUGCACAAGGCAUGAAAGAAUUCACACAGGAGAGAAACCUUACAAAUGCAGAUUCUGUGACAAAACUUUUAAAGACAAAACUCCCUGCAUAAAUCAUGAAAGAAUUCACACAGGAGAAGAACCUUACAAGUGUAGAUUAUGUUACAAAACUUUUAAAGACAAAACUUCCUGCAUAAAGCAUGAAAGAAUUCACUCCGGAGAGAGACCUUACAAAUGUAGAUUCUGUGACAAAUAUUUUACUCAAAAAGGCAAUUGCACUGUGCAUGAAAGAAUUCAUACUGGAGACGAACCUUACAAGUGUAGAUUCUGUGACAAAACAUUUACAAGCAAAACAAAAUGCAUGUAUCAUGAGAGAAUUCACACAGGAGAGAAACCCUACAAGUGCAGAUUCUGUGACAAAACAUUUACAGACAAAAAAUCUUGCAUACAUCAUGAGAGAAUUCACACAGGAGAGAAACCUUACAAGUGUGGAUUCUGUGACAAAACUUUUACUCAAAAAGGCAAUUGCACUUUGCAUGAAAGAAUUCAUACUGGAGAGAAACCUUACAUGUGUAGAUUCUGUGACAAAACAUUUACAAGCAAAACAAAUUGCAUACAUCAUGAGAGAAUUCACACAGGAGAGAAACCUUACAAGUGUAGAUUCUGUGACAAAACAUUUACAGACAGAACAAAUUGCAUACAUCAUGAAAGAAUUCACACAGGAGAGAAACCUUACAAGUGUAGAUUCUGUGACAAAACUUUUACACAAAAAAAAUCUUGUAAACUUCAUGAAAAAAAUCACACUGGA
Lingula anatina is the source of this 1361-nucleotide messenger RNA. RefSeq lists its product as uncharacterized. Gene Ontology annotation, molecular function: DNA-binding transcription factor activity, RNA polymerase II-specific; RNA polymerase II cis-regulatory region sequence-specific DNA binding. Gene Ontology annotation, biological process: regulation of DNA-templated transcription. The record is from RefSeq and is a predicted model, not a curated record. Lineage: Eukaryota; Metazoa; Brachiopoda; Lingulata; Lingulida; Lingulidae.